CAUUGAUAACGGGCCUGGAUGGGAGGUUGCCACUGCACGGUGGUCGCAAAUCGACGCAACUUCCCGGUCGUUCCGUGUAGACUGCAUUCCGUAGGACGCAGGGACGUUGUGGCAAGUGCGCUCUGUGCAUGUAAUACAUUAUGACGUUUCUCAUCGAGCGAAAGUGAAGGAAAUAGACCACUAGGGGCCACUAGGGCACUAACAAGGGGCUAUUUGAAAGAUAUUAGUUCACCGAAGGGAGCCCAACGGAGUCGCAGUGAAGAAACAGGCGCAAGCGGAUAAAUGGCGGACCGGAUAUUGAACAUCGUGGUGGUCGGUGAUGGUGCCGUCGGAAAGACCUGUCUGCUGCACGCGUACACCGAUAAAUCGUUCAAGCAUUUCUACCAACCGACCAUAUAUGAUAAGGAAUCUAUUGAAAUGAUACUCGAUGGGCAGCGGUACACUAUUCAGCUACACGACACGGCCGGCCAGGAGGAGUACGACAAAAUCAGACAACAAUUUUACAAGCGGGCCGAUUGUUUCCUUCUCUGCUACAGCAUCGACAACAGUGUUUCGUACGAAAAUGCGGCCACAAAGUGGGUGCAGGAGAUCAAAACGGAUCCACCCAUCCCGAUCGUGCUGCUUGGCACCAAGUUGGAUACGCGACGUGGUGGAAGCAAGGAGGUAUCGACGUCCGAGGGCGAAAAGCUGAGCCGUGCCAUCAACGCUAACUCGUUCGUCGAGUGUUCGGCCAAAGCGGGCACUAACGUGGAGCUGGCCAUUGAGGAGGGAGUCAGGGCGUGCCUGAUGGGCGUCCCGGAACCGCAACCCGAUGACCGGUGCUGUCCCAUCAACUGCUGCACUCAGUCGUAGCGUUUCUUUCGACGACGACAACGACGAUGACGAUCGACCGAUAAAGACACUCGUAGGACGCCCGUAGGAAGUUUAUUGUUCGGACUACUAAUUUAAUUGAAUUUAUUUCCUAACCUAAACGAGGCUGAAAAGUAUGUACACACAACACUGCGAGGGAAGCGCGUUCGUUGCUUGUUUAUGGUCUUGGCCAAAGUUCACGGAGCUGCCUCGUCGUACACCACAGAACACCACUGAGCCCGCCUUUUCGCUCUCACGGAAGAUAGAAUGUGUCAAAGUCGAUGAAGUGCCAACAUGCUGGCCGCAGAGUAUAAGUAGUAAAACUAAAAGUAUCGUUCGUGAAAAUGCCAAACUUAAUGUCUAAGAAAACCAGCCACACUAAAGACAAAAACUGAAUACCAUUUCUUUUGGCAAACACACUACAACUCUUUCCAAUCAAAACGCAUAAAGGUGUUCUGGAAUAGUAAUAAACUAAUAGGAAAUGCUACGAAAUGAAGUUACGAAAGUCGUUUAUAUUAUUUUAGCGAAAGCAAUAGUAAACAAAAAAAAAAAGAACAAGUAUCUCGUCAACAUGGAGAAAAGUUGUGAAAUAGUAGCAAGCAAGUAGUAAGUAGCAAGCAGUUUAUGUGUUUCCUCUUCAUUUGAUCACAUGGCGACUCGUCUCGGAGAAAGUACUUAAUGCGGCGUACGCAUAUAAAGAAAAGUUCAACAAACAAGAAAAUAUGCGCGGGCCCAAACGAGGGCUGAAUUGAAAUUUAUCGCCAACGAAAUGCAGCGAUGGUCUACGACGUUUCGUUUCAUCUUUCAUUUCCCGCUUCGCUGGAAUUCGUUGUCACAUUUCUACUACGCACACGCUGAGGUAUUUACAAGUAGCGUCGAUUAACUCGCUUCUGCGGCGAUAUUAUCGUUGCAUCACCGUAGAUCGGUGACCCGAGGGAAGUUCCGCUGGUGCUAAAGUCGUGACUUAGAUUGCCUAAACCGAGGGAUAG
Molecule: messenger RNA, 1838 nt
Organism: Anopheles bellator
Lineage: Eukaryota; Metazoa; Arthropoda; Insecta; Diptera; Culicidae
Product: rho-related protein racC-like
Exons: 4
Coding region: 283-852 (189 amino acids)
Biological process (GO): small GTPase-mediated signal transduction
Molecular function (GO): GTPase activity; GTP binding
Source: RefSeq, a predicted model, not a curated record